CCCGUUUGAUUUAAUUCAUUAUUUCAUAAAUAAAUUGUUUUUUUGGGAUUAUUAAGUGUUUUUACCAAAAGCAAAAUGAAGAAGGUUUCAAAAGAUCUGGCUCCAAUAGCCAUUCCUCACGGUCCACCUGUGGAGUCCACAUCAGAGUAUUACAAAUCUUUGAUGGAAAGUUCGCGAAUGGUGAAAAAAUAUCCAGUAUGGGACGUAGCACGACCUACACCGCAAGUGCUGAUGGAACAGGCUCGCAGAGACUUGAUGCAGGCUGAUGAAAAGCUCGCUCUAAAGAGGCAAGAGGAGAGCGUCAACAGGACUUUGAUGGACAGUAAAUGGCAGGAAUUGCGUGAAAAGGAGAUGCUGCUUAAGGAGUCAUUUAUUAGCUUUAACAAGUUUAUCAGAGAAAAUCAAGAGAAACGCGAUAGGGCAGAGCGGAAGAUGGAAGCUGACACGGAAGUGCUGGAGAGAAAGACGCGUGAAACAGAGGCCAUGAGACAGAGAGUUGUAGAAAUGGAGGAAGUCAAGGAGCUCAUGGAGAAACAAGUCCGAGAUUACACAAUUUAUGAGGACUACCUUAUGUCUGUGGUGCACAGCUAUCCUGAGUUCAAGCAACCGCUAGACGUGCUCAACCGAUACGAAGCCUUAGCUGCUGCAAAAGGCACAUUAGCAGAGCGUCAAGAACGGGAUUUGGAAAUGUUGGAAAAUGCACGCCAAGAGAUCGCAGCACUCACUGAAGAGAAGAAACUCUUCAUCAUGGGUCUUAACAAUACUCUCGCUGACCUUAGAUGGCGUUACGAUAAAGUUCGCAAUCGCGUGAUUAAAUGGGAACUUGCGUUAAAUCGCCUCAAAGAAACUGCAGCAAAACGGCAUGUAGAGUUGUGCCACGUUAGGUCAGCUAUAUGGAGUUUGUACGUGAAGAUUUGCAAGCAAAAGGGCCUGGCGAUCGAUGUGAAGACGUCGGAUUUUGAGCAACAGCUAGUGGUUAUUAUGAGGGCGUUGUUGGAACUGAAACGCAUUUAUAGAAUCGCACAACGGAGGUCUAAGGAGAAAGAUGCGGAAUCAAUGCAGACUUCCUGAAAGAUUAAGGAACACAAUAUUAUCUCUGUCACUAUCGGAUUUACCUUCAAUGAAGGGUUGUUGCUUUAAUGUAGUAAUUUUUAUUAAAAUUGCACUGUAUCUUUUGAAUAAAGCAUAUCACAAUAA
This is a messenger RNA of Pararge aegeria (speckled wood butterfly), 1197 nucleotides long. RefSeq names its product coiled-coil domain-containing protein 42 homolog. NCBI's taxonomy places the organism in Eukaryota, Metazoa, Arthropoda, Insecta, Lepidoptera, Nymphalidae. The coding region runs from base 76 to 1071 and encodes 331 amino acids. The transcript has 7 exons. The record is from RefSeq and is a predicted model, not a curated record.